AGUAUCCUAAACUCAGUUGAAACAACUAGGUUACGUUAUCAACCAUACUUUAAAACUAAUUUAAUAAACCCCAAAUUUUAACCCUGGCGUCAACUUUCUAAAUAAGGGAAUUGGACAAGUGAGGGAUGGCUCAGUGGUUAAGCACCUCCACCCACGACCGGUAGGUCCUGGGUUCGAGUCACACUGGAGGGGAAGUGUGGAAACACUAUAAAUCCUCCUAAAUGGGUGGGGAGAAAAAAAAAAAAAAAAAAUAAGGGAAUUGAACUUUUACGUAAAAUAAAGGCGUGAAUUAAUUCUGGCCUUUAAACCUUUUACUAAAAACCCAUAUAUCCCUUUAAUAACGAAUGAACCAGAACCCUAUAUCUUGAAUCUCUGUUUUUAGAGAGUGCUUAGCAUAUUACCACGUUAAAUUACGUUAUAUAAUCCUCUAAAUUCCCUAUAGUCUUCAUGCAUUGAACUAAAACUUUGUUAACAAAAUUUACAAGAUUCAACACAUUGUUGAUAUGGAGACCAACAAGAAUUCGGACGCGGUGGCGAUUACUGCAGAGAAAUUAGGAACACAAAGUGCGGUUGCAAGUGAAAAUGAAUUGGAAAUACCCUUGUUAGAAGAUGUACUAAUGGCUGAAAAACCACAGAAAACACCAGCACAAAAGGUUAUAAGAAAAACAUUCAAGAAAACAGCCCUUUUAUCAAAUCUUCUGCCUUCAGGUUCAGUUCUUGCAUUCCAAAUAUUGUCACCAGUUAUAACACAUGGAGGCCAAUGUCAUUCAUCAAUUAGCCAUUCCAUGACAUUAGGCCUUUUAGGCUUUUGCGCGAUUUCUUGUUUUAUCCUCUGUUUUACGGACAGUUUUCGAGAUGAAAGAGGCAAAGUCCGUUAUGGAUUGGCUACAUUCAGUGGCCUGUUGAUUAUUGAUGGAUCACGCCCUCCUGAAGAUGCAGAAAAGUACAAGCUGAAAUUUUUGGAUUUCUUUCAUGCCCUUUUGUCAAUACUUGUUUUUGGUGCUGUCGCGACGUUUGAUCAAAAUGUGAUCAAAUGCUUGUAUCCUUCUCCAUCACCAGAUGCUCAGGAGAUCCUCGCGAUAUUGCCAAUGGCUGUGGGCUUGAUCUGCACAUUGAUGUUCGUUGCAUUUCCUACCACUCGCCAUGGAAUUGGCUUCCCUCUUUCACGCCAUUAGAUUCAUAUUUCUUUUUUCGUUCGCAAUUGUCUAACAUAAAAGUCAAUAUCCAUUCUCCCUACACCCAGACAAACAUAUGCUAGGUUGAAGCUGGAUUCAGAAAAGAAUCAAAGAUCAGCAGCGGUGCAUAUAUGAUAUUUUAAGGACAACAAAUAUUGAACUAGACUGGUCUUUAUGUAGAUGUAGUCUAAGAAAGUGUGAAAUCCAACCAUCGCACGUUCCCCUUUGGCUAAACCACUCGAAUAAUAUCUAAAACAAGUCUCAGAUGCAGGAUCGCUAUUGGAUGACCCAUGUACUUAAUUCUUCUUGACAAUGUAGGGGGUCACAUUGGCCGAGGCCCGAGGGUGGUCAAUUGUAUCCUCUUUACCGGAAGGUUACAUUAUAGGUUAAUUUUUUUUUUUUUUAAUGUAUAUGUAUUAAUUGUUAAAUCUCAUUGUCACAAGGAAGGCUUUCAAUAGGAAGGGUUCCUUUUCUUUACUUGUUUCAAUACCUUGGGGCAAAUAUUCUACUCAUAUUAAUUUGUUCAUCCAUUCUCUCAAAAUUGCAUCCUUUGUUGAGGAAGUUCCUGAUCCACUCUCCGUAAUCAGAAAUCGUGAUAUGUGUGAAA
Messenger RNA from Lycium barbarum (goji berry), 1782 nucleotides. Its product is annotated as protein DMP7-like. The record is from RefSeq and is a predicted model, not a curated record. Lineage: Eukaryota; Viridiplantae; Streptophyta; Magnoliopsida; Solanales; Solanaceae. The transcript has a single exon. Gene Ontology annotation, biological process: endomembrane system organization. The coding region runs from base 504 to 1175 and encodes 223 amino acids.